Messenger RNA from Monopterus albus (swamp eel), 5639 nucleotides. It is a transcript of the gene trappc8, whose product is annotated as trafficking protein particle complex subunit 8. NCBI's taxonomy places the organism in Eukaryota, Metazoa, Chordata, Actinopteri, Synbranchiformes, Synbranchidae. The record is from RefSeq and is a predicted model, not a curated record. Gene Ontology annotation, cellular component: TRAPPIII protein complex. The transcript is spliced from 29 exons. The coding region runs from base 160 to 4512 and encodes 1450 amino acids. Gene Ontology annotation, molecular function: protein binding.
GAGGCGUCACCUGACUGUCAGCUCUACACAGGAAGUGGGUUGGUGAAUUCAACAUGGCUGUUCCUUGCAAAAAGAGGAGGAUUUGUGUCCGGCAAUGAAAUACAUUUUAUAAAAGUAUAUUCAGUUCAGUGAGUUAGCUGGUUUUGAUCCUGGUCCGACAUGGCCAAAUGUGUUCAGUCUGUGCAGGAGUUUGUCCAGGACUCGUUUGUCCCAAUGGUGGCCGUCUUAUGCAGUGAAGAAGCGGAGACAGUGACUCGUAAGAACAACCUGAAUUUCGCUGAGCUGUUGAGGCCUUUCUGCAGACUAACGUCCGAAGGUCACAUCCGAGACCCCAACAACCAGGUGCAGGCUGUGAAGAACCUGCGUAUUUGUGUCAACAAUGUAGUGACAAGCCCAAACACGACAUCUGCUGCCCUUAAUCCUGCCCAGCGCCAGCUCCUCAAUGAGGUGGUGUUGUCCUGCCAGCCACAAGAGGGUGCUGUGACCAAUGUGAUCACAGCAGGAGACUAUCACCUCAAAUUCAGUGCAUCAACGCCCUGGUUUGAAGUCUACAGGGAGAGCUUCUUGCAGUCGAUGCCUGCCUCCGACCAUGAGUUCCUCAAUCACUACCUCGCCUGCCUGCUGGUGGUGUCCUCCACUGAGGCAGUCCCUGUGGAGCAGUUCCUCAAGCUUUCCCAGGAGCAGCACAGGAUUCAGCACAGUGGAGAAUACACCAGCCCAAAGUGGUUUAUUCCCAACACGCUUAAGUACUACGUCUUACUGCAUGACAUGAACGAGGGGGAUGAACAGAGGGCAGAUGCAGUCUAUGAAGACAUGAAACAGAGGUAUGGUCCACAGGGCUGCUAUUUGCUGAAAAUGAACUCUCGUACCUUGUCAGUUGGAGACGAUGAACAGAUUCCAGACCCCUGGAGUCAAUAUCUGCACAAAAGUAGUUUGCAAAACCAGGAUAUAAUUGAUGAUCUAGCACCGACUGUGAACAGUGCUGCUAUUGAGAACAAUAUCAGUGCAGUUGAACUGGACUGCCAUCGCACAACAGAGAAAGAUGGAGUGUCCAACAGCUUGGAAUGCCAUCGUCUCCAGCUGGACACAGUGAACAGCUCAGGGGGCUUACCUAUCCUCAGCUCUGUCAACAGUGACCUGAAGAAAGUUUCAAGAGAUCCAGACAGGUCGGUGGGAGAAACAGGGAGCCGCGGGGCAUGUCUGACCCUGAAUGACCACGACCACAUCCGACAGUUCAUCCAGGAGUUUACCUUCAGAGGCCUGCUGCCACACAUAGAGAAGAACAUUAGACAGCUCAAUGACCAGUUGGUCUCCAGGAAAGGUCUGAGUCGAUCUUUGUUCACUGCGACAAAGAAGUGGUUUGGUGGGGGGAAAGGUCCAGAAAGGAGCAUCAGUGAACCAAAGAGCACAAGUGGCCUAUUAUACCCACCAGAAGCUCCUGAAUUGCAAAUCAGGAAGAUGGCCGACCUGUGCUUCCUGAUUCAGCACUACGAGCUGGCCUACAGCUGUUACCACACUGCCAAGAAAGACUUCCUCUCAGAUCAGGCCAUGCUGUAUGCUGCAGGGGCUCUGGAAAUGGCUGCGGUGUCGGCUUUUCUGCAGGCUGGAGCUCCUAGACCGUACCCAGCACAUUACAUGGACACCGCAAUACAGACGUACAGGGACGUCUGCAAGAACAUGGUGCUGGCUGAGCGCUGUGCUUUAUUCAGUUCUGAGAUACUCAAGAGUCAGGGAAAAUACUCAGAGGCUGCAACUCUUCUAAUUAAACUGACCAGUGAGGACUCUGACCUGCGCAGCGCUCUCCUGUUGGAACAGACCGCCCACUGCUUUAUUAAUAUGCGUAACCCCAUGGUGCGCAAGUUUGCCUUCUAUAUGAUCCUGGCUGGUCAUCGUUUUGGAAAAGCGGGACAGAAGAGGCAUGCCCUGCGCUGUUACUGCCAAGCCAUGCAGGUGUACAAGGAGAGGGGCUGGUCUUUGGCAGAGGACCAUAUCAACUUCACAGUCGGUCGUCAGUCGUUCACACUUCACCAGCCAGAGAAUGCUGUAACAGCCUUCAGACAGAUCUUCACCCAUGACAGCAGGCAGCCAGCCACACAGCAGGGUGCCUUUCUCAGAGAGUACCUUUAUGUUUACAAGAAUGUGAUCAAAGGAAAUGAAGUCGGUCUUUCCCAGCUGCCUCUGCCCUGUAUCCUCAGCUCAGCCACAAGGGUCUACUUUGGGCGUGAACGUCGCCUUGCAGAAGGGGAGAAACAGGCAGCCACUCAUGUGUCCCUGGACCAGGAAUAUGACCAGGAUUUGGCAGCCAUGUGGUAUCACCUAGAAGAGCAGCUUGUGGCUGCCAGCAACCGGGGAAUAGUUCCUGGAAACUUCCAGCCCACCCAGUGCUGCCUGAAUAGCCAGACGGACAACCUGCAUCACCCACUGGCUGUGGUAGAGGAGCCAAUCAUAGUGGAGGUGACAUUCAGGAACCCUUUGAAGGUUUCUUUGGCUCUGUCAAAUCUCUCACUCCUCUGGAAUUUCAGUGGUGACGGUGCGUCUUCAACAAAGGAGAAGAUGACUGAAGAGUUGUCACAAAAAGCCAUAACCAAUGAGGAGACCCUGGCUCUGGGGAUGAGACAGAAAGAUGACAUUGUCACCACUGAGACCAUCCUGGAAUUUUAUAUGGGUCCAGAAGAGACCAAAAUGGCCCGACUCAAGCUUCUGCCACACAGAACUGGACAGCUGAACAUUGUUGGUGUGGUGUACAACCUGUCUGCAGCCUCUCUUGCAGAGAUGACUCCCAGCACUGACGGCCAGCAGAUAACAGAUUUGACGGUGGUUCGUGGUAAACAGGACCUGAAGAUCCAGGGCCCACGUCUCAACCAGACCAAAGAGGACAAGAUGUUGGUUCGACAUGGUCCUGAUCGACGUCUCGAGCCCAUCAUAACACCGCCCAUGCCCCUGAUGGAGGUCUUCUUCCUGCAGUUUCCCACUGCUCUUCUGUGUGGUGAGAUCAGGAAGGCCUACGUUGAAUUCUGUAACGUCAGCGGUGUUGCUUUGUGUGGCCUGCGAGUUGCAUCCACACACCCUGAGUUCUUCACUUUUGGCAGCCAGGCCACAACCCCUGUUACUCCCCUCAGUCCAACCUCAGCUGAAAACUGCUCAGCCUAUAAAACCUUGGCCACGCCCCCACAUCUGGGCUCAGUGGCAUCUGAGAUGUUGGUUUCAGCUGAGGAUUUUAGUCAGCCAUCCAGUGUGAUGGAGAUCCCAAUAGAUGGCAGCACACUACAGCCGGGGGAGUCCACCCAGCUUCCUCUGUGGCUCAGAGGGCCAGACCAGGAAGGAGUCCAUGAAAUAAAUUUCCUCUUCUACUAUGAGAGCACAGAGAAAGGAAUCAAAAUCAGUCAUCGGGUGUUGCGUCACACGGUGUUUAUCUGCGCCAGUCGGUCGCUGAGUGUGCAGGCGUCGGCCUGCCACAGCAGUGUCCUUCCACAAGAUGGUCUUGAUGACAAAGGCAGCAGCGGAACGCUCGUCUUUAUUGACGUGGAGAACAUCAAUACGAAUGAAGUUGGUGUGCGUGAGUUCCACAUCGUCCAGGUGUCCAGCAGCAGUCAGAACUGGCGCCUCAACAAGUUUAUCAACCCAGCCAAGGAUAAAGACUGUAAACUCACCAGUAGAGAAAGAGCCAAGCUGUGUUUCAGGGCCACGCGAUGCAAGCCCCGCCAAGCUACCUCAGAUGCUGUAGAGAAAUAUACAUUUGCAGACCUGAACCUGGGAAAUGAACAGAUCAUCAGUUCCACAACACCCUGUGGAGAUUUCUUCUUCCGUUGCCGUCAGCGAGUGGAUGUGGCAUCAUCCAGCUGCAAGAGUCAGAGCUCUGUCUCCACGGAGGACAUAGCGUCAGACAUCACCAACAUUGUCAAGAAAUGUAAUGAGCUGGACCUCAACAUAAUUGUCAUCUGGAAGGCUUAUGUAGUCGAGGACAACAAACAACUGAUCCUGGAGGGCCAGCUCCAUGUGGCGCUGCAAACCAUUGGCAAAGAUGCCAGUUCUCUGACUCCCAAAGAGGAAGCUCCAGAGAUGGUGCUGCUCAAGUUUAAAUCGGAGCUGCCUCCUCCGGUCGUCCUGCCCUCUGUAGAGCUGUCCCAACUCAUCAAAACCAACCUGCACUACCCUGAGAACUACACACAUCCCUUUGGCCAGAGCAGUCUCUGUGUGGUGCCAGUUACUCUGACUCUGUCCAACUGCUCAUUGGUUCAUGUGGAUGUCCUCAUUGACUUGCGGCACAAAAGCACCAGUCCUGAGUCUCUGGAGGUCCACAGCUCGUUCACCUGGGUGGGUCAGACCCAAUACAAGCUGGAGCUGAAGCCUCAGGAGGUGCUGUGCCUGACUCUGCGAGCAUGCUUCCUUAAGGCAGGAGUCUACAACCUCAACACACCACGAGUCUUUGCCAGGCCAGCUGAGCAGGGUGCCAUGUGUGAGACGAGUCAGCAGGCAGCCACCCCUGCUCUCAUAAUUAUUAACAACGCCUGAGCAGAGCAUUGUGGCUUGCAGAUAGGAGGGCCUGAACUCUGUGGCCUUCCAGCUGCUCCACUAGACACAUGACCAUACUUGCUUUUCUUGAAUAAUACUGGACAGGUAGAAACACAGAUGUUUUGUACCAAUGACUAAAACAGAAAAGGGUUUAUUUAUGGCAAACAGCUACAGUUUAUAGAGAUUCCUGAUGUUGUGAUGAAGCGGCCGAUGAUUUAUGGACCUCAGAACUCUUUACUUUCAUCAGCCAAGUAUCAAAAAUUCUUAUUUGUACGUCACUUUUUCUGUAUGUGUCAACACAGGUUUUUCUCCUAGCAUCCAGUCUUCCAUGCCUGUCUCCACCCACCCUGUUUGACCAACCUGUCACCAGCAGCGCAAACUAUUGUUUGACAAAAGUUAGGUUGUGCUGGUGUUGUACCAGAAUGUUGCCUCCCAUCUCCAACCUUAAAGCUAAAUCAGAGACACACUACUGCGCUUCUGUUGAAAGGACUGUGUCUACAUUAAGACAUCACAAGAAUGCUGAAAACGGGGGUUUCUGCAUGUCUGGUCCAGUUCAGUUGAACUGGCCUUUAGUUCCACACUUUGGACUGAUGCUCUUUGUUACCGUAAACAACUUCAAUCUGCAAAUAUGUUAAAUUCCUGAACGGAUUGAGCAGUAGCUUUGAUAUGACUGUUGCUUUAACAGCAUACCAAGAGCUGUUUACACCCUGAAUGUUGUGCACCUCACCGUCUCGCCAAGGCAAGAUGAAGGCUGCCAACUGAAACCUGUCUUAUUGCCCAUUCACCCUAUAGCAACCAUGUACUCGUAUGUUGAUUGUUACAGCCCAUCCAAUCGCUAUACCCCUGCUCACCCCCAACCUGUGUGCUUAUUUGAUCAAGCUCUUGUAUGCAAUGACUUUGACAGCUUUUCUGAAAUUUAUGUAUUAUAUUUAUAUAGCUAUUUGGAUGUAAAUAGAAAAUAAAAAUGUAACUAAUGAUACUGUAUGUAAGCCUGUUGCAAGAGACUGAUAUCUGUUCACAGUUCUGUCUUUUCCUUACAGUAGCUGCAUUCCACCACUUUUUACAUGGUGUAAUUAAAAUGAACAGACAACGUCCAGCCAGCACAAAUGGCACUGUGAUAGCUGAGU